ACCACUACCGAACUAGUCCGACAAAUCAAACAUAGCAGCUUAGCUCACUUUCAGUUCGUUCGAUCUCGCUUCCAUUUCUUCGCCAUUUGAGCUUUCUUGGAGGCGUUUGAUCGAUCAGGAUGAUCGCACGCGAUACCGUUCUGCGUUUCGCCGUGCGAUUGUUCGUCGUGAUCGUCGUCUCGUCUCGUUCUUCCUCGGCCGACGACGGCGGCGGCGACGGCGGCGUCGACUUCAUCUACCAAGGUUUCCAGCACGCGGCGAACCUGACCAUGGACGGGUCGGCGAAGGUGCUGCACGGCGGCGCGCUCCAGCUCACCAACGACAGCAACCGCCUCGUCGGCCACGCGUUCCACGCCGCGCCGGUGCGGUUUCUCGACGACGGCGCCGGCGGCGGCGGGGGAGGAGUGGUGUCGUCGUUCAGCACGGCGUUCGUCCUCGACAUCGUCACCGUCGGGAGCGGCGGCGGCCACGGCCUCGCGUUCGUGGUGGCGCCGUCCGCCACGCUCCCCGGCGCGUCCCCGGAGAUCUACCUCGGCGUCCUCGGGCCCCGCACCAACGGGAACGCGUCCGACCACGUCUUCGCCGUCGAGUUCGACACGGUGAUGGACCUCGAGAUGAACGACACCAACGGCAACCACGUCGGCGUCGACGUGAACAGCCUCGUGUCGGUCGUGUCGGAGCCGGUGGCGUACUACGCCGGCGACGGGAGCACCAAGGUGCCCGUGCAGCUGGAGAGCGCGCAGCAAAUCCAGGCGUGGAUAGACUACGACGGCGGCAGCAGCAUCCUCAACGUCACCGUCGCGCCGGCGACGGUGACGGAGCGGCCUCGCCGGCCGCUCAUCUCCACGAAGCUCGACCUCCUGCCGAUCUUCAAGGAGAACAUGUACGUUGGGUUCUCGUCGGCGACGGGGAAGCUGGCGAGCUCGCACUACAUCUUGGCAUGGAGCUUCCGGACGAACGGCGUCGCGCAAUCCAUCGAUCUCCGGAGGCUGCCCAAAGUCCCGAGGCAGAGCUCGCCGCCGCCCAAGCUGCUCAUCAUCAAGUUCGCCGCGGUGGCCUGUGCAGGAACACUCACCCUGAUCGCCGCGGCGAUGGUCGCCGUGCUCUGGCUCCGGCGAAGGGCGGCGCUCGCCGACACGCUGGAGGAGUGGGAGCUGGAGCACCCUCAGAGGAUCCCGUACAAGGAGCUCUACAAGGCGACCAAGGGGUUCAAGGAGAGCGAGCUCCUUGGCGCCGGCGGCUUCGGCCAGGUGUACAGAGGCGUGCUCCGGCGCCGCUCCGGCGAGGCGGUGGCGAUCAAGCGGAUCUCGAACGGGACACGGCAAGGGAUGAGGGAGUUCGUCGCCGAGGUCGCCAGCCUCGGGCGGAUGCGCCACCGCAACCUGGUCGAGCUGCGCGGGUGGUGCAAGCACGACCAGGACCUGCUCCUCGUCUACGAGUUCAUGCCCGGCGGCAGCCUCGAUGCGCGGCUGUUCGGCACGGCGGCGUCGGCGGCGGCGGCGGAGGGGGUGAAAGCGCCACCGCCGCCGCCGCUUCUGACGUGGGCGCAGCGGUUCGCCAUCCUCAAGGGCGUCGCCCAUGGCCUGCUCUACCUGCACGAGGAGUGGGAGCACGUGGUGGUGCACCGCGACGUGAAGGCGAACAACGUGCUCCUCGGCGCCGGCGACACGGGGGCCGCCCGGCUCGGCGACUUCGGCCUCGCGAGGCUCUACGAGCACGGCGCGACGCCGGCGACGACGCGCGUGGCCGGCACGCUGGGCUACAUGGCGCCCGAGCUCACGUUCACCAGCCGCGCCACGACGGCCACCGACGUGUUCUCCUUCGGCGCGCUGCUCCUCGAGGUGGCGUGCGGGCGCCGCCCGAUCGAGCCGGCGGCGGCGGGGGAGGCGGACGGCGACGUGCUCCUGGUGCGGUGGGUGCGAGACCGCGCGCUCGACGGCGACGGCGGCGGCGGCGACGUGCUGCGAGCCGUGGACCCGAGGCUGGAGGGGUGCUACGACGAGGAGGAGGCGAGGCUGGUGCUGUGGCUCGGGCUGAUGUGCAGCCAGGCGAGGCCGGAGGCGAGGCCCAGCAUGAGGCAGGUGUGCCGGUAUCUCGACGGCGAGGAGAUGCUGCAGGAGGACGCCACGCCGGCGGCGAUCUUCUCCGGCGCCGACUCGUCCGAUCUCUUCGGUGGCUCGUUCGUCGUGUCCAUGACGUCAUCCUCCGCCGGCGGCACCAUGUCGGCCAGCUCGCUGCAAGGCGGCCGGUGAACUAUAGAAGUAUACUGUAUAACUAUACUGUACUGAAUAUGAGUGUGUUGUGUGUACAGUAGUGAUUGCUCAAACAAAAUUCAGAGAAGUGAUAUGGAUGUAGCCCAAACAAAAGAAUCUGAAUUUUUGUCUACUCCUCACUCCGUUUCAAAAUGUUUGACACCGUUAAAUUUUUUA
Oryza sativa Japonica Group (Japanese rice) is the source of this 2429-nucleotide messenger RNA. RefSeq names its product L-type lectin-domain containing receptor kinase SIT2-like. Gene Ontology annotation, molecular function: ATP binding; transmembrane receptor protein serine/threonine kinase activity; carbohydrate binding. Gene Ontology annotation, cellular component: plasma membrane. The record is from RefSeq and is a predicted model, not a curated record. NCBI's taxonomy places the organism in Eukaryota, Viridiplantae, Streptophyta, Magnoliopsida, Poales, Poaceae. Gene Ontology annotation, biological process: defense response to oomycetes; protein phosphorylation; defense response to bacterium.